AUGACAGUUGUGAAGGCCAACUCCGUUGGGGAUCAUAGUCACCGACUAAUCGAAUUCCAGUUAAAACUUCCAAGAACAGGGCCCUCUGUGCUCCAGCUGGGAAAGCUAUCGAUGUAUCAUCUGUUUGCCCGAGGAAAAGGCGCAUUAAGGGUGAUAGGUGGGUACAGCCCUUCCCGAGGCGUCCUACUUUUCCUUCCCACCCCCGGAGCGGUUGAAAGAGUGCUGAUGAAGGCCCCGUCGAACCGUUGCACAUCUUUAACUCCACUUUACUACCGCAAACUUGUGCACAGUUUCUCAUCUUACAUGGCUUUAUCGGAUGGCGUCCUUCUUCAAUGA
Molecule: messenger RNA, 336 nt
Organism: Marasmius oreades (fairy-ring Marasmius)
Lineage: Eukaryota; Fungi; Basidiomycota; Agaricomycetes; Agaricales; Marasmiaceae
Exons: 1
Coding region: 1-336 (111 amino acids)
Source: RefSeq, a predicted model, not a curated record